AGCCAUAUAGGGGAAUUAGUUAUCAAACAUGGUCCGCAUGCACGGUAACGGCCGCGGCAAGGCGUCUUCUGCCCUGCCCUUCCGCCGCACUCCGCCGUCGUGGCUCAAGGUUGCGAGCCGCAACGUUGUGAAGAUGGUGUGCAAGAGCUCCCGCAAGGGUAUGAUGCCGAGCCAGAUCGGCAUGGAGCUUCGUGAUUCGAUGGGUAUUGCCCAGGUGAAGAACGUGACGGGUCGCAAGAUCCUGCGCAUCCUCAAGCACAACGGCCUCGCCCCGGAGAUCCCGGAGGACCUGUACUUCCUGGUCAAGCGCGCCACCGAGAUGCGCAAGCACCUGGAGCGCCACACCACCGACCGCGACACCAAGUACCGCCUGAUCCUCGUGGAGUCCCGCAUCCACCGCCUGGCCCGCUACUACAAGCGCGUCAAGCAGCUGCCCCCCACCUGGAAGUACGAGUCCGGCGCCGCGGCCACCGCGUAAGGUAGCACGUAGCUGCCGUUCGCGCUUCCCGUACCGUGAUCGGUGGCGGUCUCUUUCCUUGUCACAUGGCUACUUUCUUUUCUUGCUUCAUUUUCUUUUCAUGUGUGCCUGGACUUCUUGUUGAUUUCUUCACGGACGCAAGGGUCUAGCGAAGAGUUUCUUUGUCGGACCAUUGCCGCCUGUGAAGGACAUGAAUACAGCGAUGAAC
Messenger RNA from Leptomonas pyrrhocoris, 686 nucleotides. RefSeq names its product putative 40S ribosomal protein S13. Gene Ontology annotation, cellular component: ribosome; nucleolus; cytosolic small ribosomal subunit. Gene Ontology annotation, biological process: translation. Lineage: Eukaryota; Euglenozoa; Kinetoplastea; Trypanosomatida; Trypanosomatidae. Bases 29 to 478 code for a protein of 149 amino acids. The transcript has a single exon. Gene Ontology annotation, molecular function: small ribosomal subunit rRNA binding; structural constituent of ribosome. The record is from RefSeq and is a predicted model, not a curated record.